UUCCAAGUUAAGCAGUUCCGAAGGAAAUUUAUCGUCUGUUAUGGAAUACGUCUUCAGCUCAAAAUGUUACUUGGAAUAUUAACUUUUACGUCAAAGUUACCAAACCUUUCCAAGUGCUUCCGAAUAACAUGGCUGAAUAGUGGACCUGUACACAAUACGAAAGCGUUAGUGAGAUCAUUCACAACUACUCGUUGUUGUAAUAGUCAUCAACAUCGGUAUCAGGGCGGAGUGAGAAACAAAUCUACUGUUUAUUAUGUAAUUGCCCUUGGAGUUCUCGUAGGUGGUCUGAGCUAUGCAGCAGUACCACUUUAUCGAUUGUUUUGUCAGUCCUACAGCUAUGGUGGAACAACGUCUGCUAAUCACAGUGCUGAAGGCUUGGAGAAUAUUGUUCCUAAUUCCAAAAGGAUUUUAAAGAUUAGGUUUAAUGCUGACACAUCAUCAAGUCUUACAUGGGAUUUCAAACCUCAGCAGGCAGAAUUGAAAGUUGCCCUUGGAGAAACAGCUUUGGCUUUCUAUACUGCAACAAAUAGAACUAAUAGACCCAUUGAUGGAGUUAGCACAUAUAAUGUUGUACCAUUUGAAGCUGGACAGUACUUUAACAAAAUUCAAUGUUUCUGUUUUGAGGAACAACGCCUAAAUCCUAACGAACAGGUGGACAUGCCCGUCUUCUUCUACAUUGAUCCUGAUUUCGGUGAAGAUCCACGUAUGGAAAAUAUUGAAUCAAUCACAUUAUCCUAUACUUUCUUUGAGGCCAAGGAAGGUGCUGCCUUGGUGAAACCUCCCUAUGUCCAAAUGAACUUUGUGUAUGAUGUAACGUGAUUGUCGGAGUUUAUUAAUUUGAUGAUAGAAACACCA
This is a messenger RNA of Daphnia magna, 855 nucleotides long. It is a transcript of the gene Cox11, whose product is annotated as cytochrome c oxidase assembly protein COX11, mitochondrial. Gene Ontology annotation, cellular component: mitochondrial inner membrane. Gene Ontology annotation, molecular function: copper ion binding. The transcript is spliced from 5 exons. NCBI's taxonomy places the organism in Eukaryota, Metazoa, Arthropoda, Branchiopoda, Diplostraca, Daphniidae. Bases 64 to 819 code for a protein of 251 amino acids. The record is from RefSeq and is a predicted model, not a curated record.